Messenger RNA from Malania oleifera, 890 nucleotides. RefSeq lists its product as uncharacterized. Gene Ontology annotation, molecular function: phenylpyruvate tautomerase activity. The transcript has 3 exons. The record is from RefSeq and is a predicted model, not a curated record. The coding region runs from base 258 to 605 and encodes 115 amino acids. NCBI's taxonomy places the organism in Eukaryota, Viridiplantae, Streptophyta, Magnoliopsida, Santalales, Ximeniaceae.
ACACGGUUCGCAACACGUGCCCUCUGGAAAAUUUAGGUCAACUUUGGAAGAAAAUCUCCACAAGAGGUUGGAAGAAAAACUCCACAAGGGGUAGGCGUUGAGGGACCUUUUCGGAAAUCGGUAAUACUUCUCUCUCCUAGAAACCCUUUGUGCAUAAGCGACCGCCAGUGAGACACACAAACGGUUGAGGAGUCCUGAGCGUAGUGAGGGUUUAAGAGCUAGCGGUGGUUGGUGCUGAAGAAGAGUUAGGGUUUAAGAUGCCUUGCCUCAACAUCUCCACUAACGUCACCCUGGAGGGCGUAGAUUCCUCCUCCAUCCUUUCUGAAGCCACUUCCACCGUCGCCAAGAUCAUCGGCAAACCUGAGAACUAUGUGAUGAUUGUGCUGAAGGGAUCAGUACCUAUAGCGUUUGGUGGGACUGAGCAGCCUGCAGCCUAUGGAGAACUGGUAUCCAUUGGGGGGCUUAAUCCUGAUACAAACAAGAAACUGAGUGCUGCAAUUUCCGGAAUUCUGGAGACCAAGCUGUGCGUGCCCAAGUCACGGUUUUUCCUCAAAUUCUUCGACACCAAGGGUUCCAACUUCGGAUGGAAUGGCUCCACUUUCUAAAUUGUGCAUUGGUCAGAACAUUUCUCUACUACCACGAGGGCCGAAAGCUGUUGGUAGUGUAAGCUUCGUCUCUGGGAGCAUAUAACUACUUAAAUAGAUCUUGGAAGGACACAUAUCUAUUUGUUAAAAUACCCUGCUUGUAUUCCUCUUCCAUGAAAUUGUAGCAAUGCUGGCAAUCUGAAAACUUCUUGGUGGCUACUUUGUUCUCAAGAAAAAUGUGACCUUUUAUGGUGUACUAAUGUGCACAUUAUUGGUGGCCAAGUAAUCUCUUUUCUGUUCUGGCUC